Trifolium pratense (red clover) is the source of this 2162-nucleotide messenger RNA. RefSeq names its product peroxisomal membrane protein PEX14. The transcript is spliced from 12 exons. The record is from RefSeq and is a predicted model, not a curated record. Bases 311 to 1858 code for a protein of 515 amino acids. Gene Ontology annotation, biological process: protein import into peroxisome matrix, docking. Lineage: Eukaryota; Viridiplantae; Streptophyta; Magnoliopsida; Fabales; Fabaceae. Gene Ontology annotation, cellular component: peroxisomal membrane; peroxisomal importomer complex. Gene Ontology annotation, molecular function: signaling receptor binding.
GUGUCCGGUAUUUAUAUUUUGCAGAUCAAACUGACCCAUAGAGAAACAUAACACAUGAUUUAUAAAAAAUUGAUGUAUUUAAUCUAUAUUCCGGCGGAAAGUAUUAAUUAUUUGUUUGGCGUAUUUGGAAGGAAGCCCAAGUAGAACAAACAAAACAACAAAAUGAUGAUGAUGAUGAUAUACUUGGAGGAGAAGGGGAAGUGCAAAUAAAACCCAAAUUCUCUCUCUCUUUAUCUCUCAUUUUUUUGGUGUUUUGUUCACCAAAAUCACACACUUCACUCCAAUCUCAUCCCAGUAGCUUCUGCUGCACAUGGCAACGCAAUCACCACCACCACCGCCUCCCGCCGACGAAAACCAAGGUGCUGAAAUUAUCCAACCAACCAACGUGGAUCAGCAAAAUGCCGGAGAUGAGUCUGUUAAACCCAGUUCAACUACAUCAGUCUUUGUCAACUCUGAACCACCACGGGAAGAUCAAGUUCAGAAUGCUGUGAAAUUUCUAUCACACCCAAAAGUUAAAGGUUCACCCGUUAUGUACAGGCGGUCAUUUUUGGAGAAGAAGGGCCUUACGAAGGAGGAGAUUGAUGAAGCCUUUCGGCGUGUGCCUGAUUCAGCUCCAACUGUACAGACAGGUGGUGUAAAUCAAGAUGGGCAAUUAAAAUCAUCAUCAAAUAUUCAGCAACAACCCCAACAGCAAACUUUGCAGCCAGGUUUACCUGCUUCUACUGGUGUUAAUACUGCACCAGGAAUCUUAUCACGAUCCAGAUUUCACUGGUCACAUGCCCUUAUUCUAGUUGGAGUCCUGACUGCUUCAGGUGCUGGAACAGUUAUAAUAAUUAAGAAUUCCCUUCUUCCUCGGUUAAAGUCUUGGAUACGAAAGGUUGUCUUAGACGAAGAUGAUGAACAACUAAAGAAAACUAUUAACAAACCAACUUUGGCUGAAGAGACUGCUCAAGCUGCAAAAUCAGCAGCAGCUGCAGCUGCAGAUGUGGCAAAAGCAAGCCAAGAAAUGCUGGCUUCAAAGGGUGAAGAGAGGAAAUACUUUGUGGAAGUUGUCAGUCUUUUAGAUAAGCAAAUACAAGAAAUGAAGUUAAUGACAAGUGCAAUAAGAAGAUUGGAAGGGCAAGAAGAUCUCCGAGUCAGUCAAACAAGUUCGAAGCGACUGGUUGCGAAUGGCAAGGCGGACUAUGACAUGCGUUCAGUGAGAUCGUUAUCCCCACCUGCAUCUGUUGAACCAUCAGGUCCUCCUCAUCCAAAGUCAUAUAUGGAGAUAAUGGCCAUGGUCCAAAGAGGGGAGAAGCCUUCUAAUAUCAGAGAGAUCAAUGAUUUACCCCCCAACCCUAGUCAACAGCCGUCAGAUCCCCGCAUAUUGCCUAGAUCCAAGCCUUGGGAGAUUGGGCAGGUUCAAAACACGUCUAGCCAAGUGUUUCAUCCUCAAGUAAAUGGUGAAGAAUCGUACGUCAAGGUCCACGAUACCACUCAAUCAAAUGGGGAUGAUCCAUUGCCCUGGUGGCAGAAGAAGAAUGUCAGAAUCAGGGAGAUUGAUGAAGUUGAGUAUAAUGUAGCACCUAAUGGUGCUGCAUCCACUCAGCAGCCGCUACAACGUGUGUGGGUUCCUCCUCAACCUCCACCAAUAGCUAUGGCUGGGGCUGCAGAAGCAAUCAGGCGCCCAAAACAGGCUGUCCAAAAGGAACAGGUGUCAGAUAAUCAGUCAGUAGCUCAAUCUUCAGAUAUCUCUAAUGGGGCACACGAGAUCCCAAUACCAUCGGAAUCUGAAGGUGCUGUAGAGGGAACCAACGUCAGCUCUAGUGAGAUACAAGUCGUACAAGAAGACAGUGAAACCAAAUCUGAAGAGCAAUGAAGGUAAAUUCUAUCAUAAAAAACAUGAAGAUGGAAAUAGAGCUUUAGAAGUAGUCCCAAAUUCUGGAUAAACUGGACACAAUCUUUGUUUCAUAAACUGAACAUCGAUACAAGAUGCAAAUGCGGGUGGUGUCUUUUUCAUGAAAGAAUAUGGUACUAAAAGUAAAACACUAUUAUAGGUUUCAUGAUAUGCUAUAUUUUUACAGUUAUCAGUAGCAUCUGCAAAAUACCGGUAUGGAAUGUGAUGAUAUUAUCAUGUACUCUUAUAUUUCAAAAAUCUUUAGAAUAUGUUAUGCACAUCAAAA